Molecule: messenger RNA, 1884 nt
Organism: Hylaeus volcanicus
Lineage: Eukaryota; Metazoa; Arthropoda; Insecta; Hymenoptera; Colletidae
Exons: 12
Coding region: 145-1650 (501 amino acids)
Biological process (GO): SRP-dependent cotranslational protein targeting to membrane; SRP-dependent cotranslational protein targeting to membrane, translocation
Cellular component (GO): signal recognition particle, endoplasmic reticulum targeting; cytosol
Molecular function (GO): endoplasmic reticulum signal sequence receptor activity; GTP binding; GTPase activity
Source: RefSeq, a predicted model, not a curated record
UUUUUGUUUGAAGUCAACAAAUCAAGGAGAAGAGGCACACAGAAGAUUUGUUUAUCUGUUUUUAAUAAGAAAAGUUCUAUUAUUAAUGCAAAUGUAUGCAUGAAAAAAAAGCCGGAGAAACGUUGAAUAUUAACGUUACGUAUAAUGGUUUUAUCAGAGCUAGGUGACACAUUGGCUUCAAUCUAUUCACAAUUAAGUAAUACGUUAAUUGUAAAUGAUGAGAUUUUACAAAACUGUUUAAAAGAAUUAGCUAAAGCAUUGCUUCAAGCCGAUGUCGGUGUACGUAUUGUUGCAGAUUUCCGUAAUAAUGUAAAAAAAAAAAUACUUUCGGGAGAUGUCUCUAACAUAUCAAAGAAACGUGAAAUACAAAAAGUAAUUGUUGAGGAAUUGGUUGCAAUUUUAUCAUCAUCCCGUACACCUUAUAUUCCACGCAAAGGAAAAUGCAACAUCAUUAUGUUUGUUGGAUUACAAGGUAGUGGUAAAACAACAACAUGUACGAAAUUUGCUUACUUCUAUCAACGUAAAGGUUUUAAAAUCGCACUUGUAUGUGCUGAUACGUUUCGAGCAGGAGCCUUCGAUCAACUUAAACAGAAUGCUACAAAAAUUGGUGUUCCAUUUUACGGAAGUUAUUCAGAGCCUGACCCCGUCAAAAUUGCUCGAGAAGGUGUAGAAAGAAUGAAAAAAGAGAAUUUCGAUAUGAUAAUUGUGGAUACGUCUGGACGUCAUCAUCAAGAGGUCGCUCUUUUUGAUGAAAUGCGGCAAAUAGCAACAGCAGUGAAACCUGAUGAUAUUGUUUUUGUAAUGGAUAGUCAUAUAGGUCAAAGUUGCUUUGACCAAGCAGCAUCUUUCACAGCUGCUGUGAGUGUGGGCUCUGUAAUUAUCACUAAAUUAGAUGGUCACGCCAAAGGUGGUGGAGCUCUUUCGGCAGUAGCUGCAACAAAUGCUCCAAUCAUUUUCCUAGGCACUGGUGAACAUUUUGAAGAUUUUGAAUUUUUUAAUGCAGAAUCUUUCGUUUCUCGUCUUCUUGGCCUCGGAGAUAUGAAGGGGUUAUUAACUACAGUAGCGCAGGCAGUACCUUUAGAAAAACAACCUCAAAUGCUAAAUCGGUUAGCACAAGGUUUAUUUACUUUAAGAGAUAUGAGAGAUCAAUUUAAUAAUGUAUUAAACAUGGGACCUUUAAGUCACGUCAUGUCGAUGAUACCUGGAGUAGCGUCGAAAUUGAUUCCUAAAGGUUGGGAAAAAGAAGGAACUGCUCAAAUUAAGGGAUUUUUAACAAUUAUGGACUCCAUGACAAACGCAGAACUAGAUGGAGUCGUACUCAUGACGGAGUCUCGUAUUUACCGUGUUGCUAUUGGUUCUGGGCAUUGUGUCCAAGAGGUAAAAUUCAUGCUUGAGCGCUACAAGGAAUUCUCGAAAUUUAUUGGAAAAUUAGGAAAAAUGGGUUUGGGUAAAAAGGGAAUGGAUAUGACACAGAUGAUGCGUAAUCCUGCUCAAUUGAUGCAAAAUAUUGAAAAAGCUGUUGAUCCUAGAAUAUUAAAGCAAAUGAAAGGCAGCCAAAAUAUGAUGAAUAUGAUGCGCCAGUUUGAUAAGAUGGAAAAUAUGCCGGAUGUUCAGCAGCUUUUAAAAAGCAUGAGGGGUUUUGGAAAUUAAUGCGUUUUAAUUAAUUUUUGUGUACUCAUUGGACAAAAAAGUUUUGUUUUUUUCAAAUGCUGCAAUUGUUUACAGGUUUUGUUAAAAAAAAAUAUAUAAACUGCUUUUUAUUUUUGGUAUGUAUUCCUAAAAGAAUUUUAUUUUUUAAGCCGUUUUCAAAAAAAAAAAAAAUUUCAGUGUCUAUUGAUUCACGAAUACACUGAAAUGAAUUUAAAUGUCUCGUAAAAUUAACUC